This is a messenger RNA of Mya arenaria, 684 nucleotides long. RefSeq lists its product as uncharacterized. NCBI's taxonomy places the organism in Eukaryota, Metazoa, Mollusca, Bivalvia, Myida, Myidae. The coding region runs from base 1 to 606 and encodes 201 amino acids. The transcript is spliced from 7 exons. The record is from RefSeq and is a predicted model, not a curated record.
AUGCAUCUGGUAAGCGUGUGUUUUAUAACAAUAACAUACGGGGAUAACGAGCAGUUGAUGGUCAACCCGAACUGCCGUCAGCUGACCUUCAUGGGCUACCUGCGGGAGAAGUGCCAGUACGACAAGAACGCGUUUAUCGACCUGAUCGAGGAGGAGACGGGGCGCCUGGCGGAGCUGCACAUGGUACCAAGGGAAGAGACGGUCCGGCCGCUCCUGGAAGACCGCAUGGUCUUCAUUCCCGUCAUGCUCGAGAAGAACCAGGAAGAAUCGCUGGGUCAGUACAAGACGGUGAAGCCGCUACUCACGGACUGGGAGAAAAGAUUCCCGGAGCUGGAGAAGAAGAUCAAGAUCCUGACUGGGGAACUGAAGAGGAGCCCACUAAGAGUACUGGAGCCACGGGGAGGGCGCCCCGUCGACCGGAAGGCCUCUAGCAGCAACGCAUCCGGUCGCUCAUCGUCUGUCCUGGGCCGCGCGCCAUCCGUCUCGCAGUCCGGGCGCAACUCUACCACCAGCAAGGCGUCUGCUAUCGGAAGGAAGUCCCUAAUGGGCAAUAAGGCGGACGCGUCAAAGAUGCUUUCCGCUAAAAACAAGAUCAAGAAAAGGUAGAUCUGGAGCAAAUCCCAAUGAUAACAUUUAAUAAAUUUAACUCUUUAUAUUUACUCUUUAUUUCUAUGCUUCCAUCAA